AUGGCAAAAUUACACUGGAUUGCUAUUUGUAACGUUAUAUUCGCAUUAUUACCGAUUGCUGUAUUUGCUAUCGACCUAAGCCGUCUAUACGGGCAUCUGCCUCAGGUUUCUAAAAGAAGUGAGGCUUGCCAUCCUUACGAACCUUUCAAAUGCCCUGGUGAUGGAAACUGUAUAUCUAUUCAGUAUUUAUGUGACGGUGCUCCGGAUUGCUCGGAUGGAUACGAUGAAGAUAUGAGACUGUGCACCGCAGCAAAGCGACCCCCAGUGGAAGAGACUGCAUCGUUCCUGCAGAGUUUAUUAGCGUCGCAUGGACCGAAUUACCUUGAAAAACUGUUCGGCAGUAAAGCUCGUGAUGCCUUAGCACCAUUAGGAGGUGUUGAGAAAGUGGCAAUAGCUUUGAGCGAAUCACAAACGAUAGAAGAUUUCGGAGCAGCGCUGCAUCUUAUGAGGUCAGAUCUGGAACAUCUAAGAUCUGUUUUCAUGGCAGUUGAGAACGGUGACUUAGGAAUGCUCAAGUCCAUUGGCAUUAAAGACUCUGAGUUGGGAGAUGUCAAAUUUUUCCUCGAAAAAUUGGUCAACACAGGAUUUCUCGACUGA
Sabethes cyaneus is the source of this 597-nucleotide messenger RNA. RefSeq names its product IDLSRF-like peptide. Gene Ontology annotation, molecular function: protein binding. The coding region runs from base 1 to 597 and encodes 198 amino acids. Lineage: Eukaryota; Metazoa; Arthropoda; Insecta; Diptera; Culicidae. The transcript is spliced from 4 exons. The record is from RefSeq and is a predicted model, not a curated record.